AUGUUUGGCAUGCCGGUGCGCAUGACCAUGGAUGGGGGACCACAGUUCAAGGGAAUUGAGUUUUCGGACUUCUGCAAGAAGUGGGGUCUCUACCACAACUCGUCUUCCCCAUAUCAUCACGUCGCCAAUGGCUACGCAGAAGCAGCCGUGAAGGGCAUGAAAAGCCUCGUCAAGAAAGCAGCAGGAGGAAACACCAAGAAUAUUGACUUCCUGAAAGGACUCAUUGCUUUCCGUAACACUCCAAGGAGCAAUGUACUGAGCCCAGCAAUGCAAUUGUUUGGAAGAGCCAUGAGGCCCCCCCUGCCUGCUCAUCCGCUCACCUUCAACAAGGUGGAUCAGUGGAGGUUGCGCAAAGGAGAUCUCAAGGCUGCAAAGCUACGCUACCAGGCCAAGGACAGGUAUGACUCGGGGGCAUUGGAGUUGCCCAAGCUAAAGAUCGGAGACGUCGUGCGAGUGCAGCACGACACUCAAAAGAGGUGGGAUCUUGUGAGCGAGAUUGUUGGGAUUGACAAGCGCGGCUGCAGCUACUACGUUUGCACUGAGACGGGCAAACUCUACUGGAGGAACCGACGGUACCUGAGACCUUUCAUUGCACCUAAGUAG
Tigriopus californicus is the source of this 603-nucleotide messenger RNA. RefSeq lists its product as uncharacterized. Bases 1 to 603 code for a protein of 200 amino acids. The transcript has a single exon. The record is from RefSeq and is a predicted model, not a curated record. NCBI's taxonomy places the organism in Eukaryota, Metazoa, Arthropoda, Copepoda, Harpacticoida, Harpacticidae. Gene Ontology annotation, biological process: DNA integration. Gene Ontology annotation, molecular function: nucleic acid binding.